AUGCCGGUCCGCCUUUUCCGCGUUGUUUCCAUGAAGUACGGUCUGAUUUUCGACGGCAAGGUUAUGGUUCCCGAGUGCAUCAACGAACACGCUAAGAAGACCGACCCACAAAACCAUGGCUCCCAAACGGAAGCAGGAAACGACUUUAACAUCGCUGCCUAA
Pyrenophora tritici-repentis Pt-1C-BFP is the source of this 162-nucleotide messenger RNA. Lineage: Eukaryota; Fungi; Ascomycota; Dothideomycetes; Pleosporales; Pleosporaceae. The record is from RefSeq and is a predicted model, not a curated record.